AUGGACAGGCUCGAUGUUGAGGACACAAUAUCCCAAGAGCGUAUGCACCGAUGGGGAAUCGAGUUUCUGCGGUGCCAUUCAUGGACGCUGACGGCUGUGAUGGCGAGUGAUAAAGGUCGAAUACGGGGAUCGGAGGGCGUUGUACGACUUGUACAAGCAUAUGUUGCAGGUCCUUUAUGGAAAGGGUGUAGUUGCAGAUACGGGUGGAGUGCAUGUCGACAAUCGCAUCCCAGAAAAGAAAACGACAAUCAGUUCACAUUCCUGAUUGAGGAAUUCGGGGCUCCAGAAACGUAUGAAGGCCCUGGUAGAGGCGUACAGAUGCGACCGAUCAGUUGCAUGGUCGAGAACGGAUGCAGAAGUCUGAAUGCAGAAUGGAGCGCCGGUGCAGAUACAGGUGCAGAUACGUGUGCAGAUACGUGUGCAGAUACAGGUGCAGAUACAGGCGUGCAGAUACAGGCGUGCAGAUACAGGCGUGCAGAUACAGGCGUGCAGAUACAGCUGCGCAGAUUCAGGUGCGUCUGA
Molecule: messenger RNA, 522 nt
Organism: Pseudovirgaria hyperparasitica
Lineage: Eukaryota; Fungi; Ascomycota; Dothideomycetes; Acrospermales; Acrospermaceae
Exons: 2
Coding region: 1-522 (173 amino acids)
Source: RefSeq, a predicted model, not a curated record